This is a messenger RNA of Vitis riparia (riverbank grape), 4651 nucleotides long. Its product is annotated as protein SHORT ROOT IN SALT MEDIUM 1. Gene Ontology annotation, molecular function: calcium ion binding. Gene Ontology annotation, cellular component: nucleus. The transcript is spliced from 22 exons. Lineage: Eukaryota; Viridiplantae; Streptophyta; Magnoliopsida; Vitales; Vitaceae. The record is from RefSeq and is a predicted model, not a curated record. Gene Ontology annotation, biological process: regulation of DNA-templated transcription. Bases 122 to 4429 code for a protein of 1435 amino acids.
UGCAGCGCAAGAAGUUCCGACCUCUGUUUACACCUAAAGCAUUCCGAUAAUUUCCUCUCCAGACGCUGCUUUUCGAUCCAAACUCUAAGCUCAAGCUUUUUCCGUUCUGCAGGUUGCAGGCAUGUUUCCCUCUCGGGGAAGCAAUACAUAUGGACAGCAACCAUAUGCUGCACAAUCUGGAUAUGGACAAAAUCUGGGAUCUGCUUAUUCUGGAAGUUCCAUUGGAGGACCUGAUGGGGGUACUCAACUUUCCGUGGCUUCUCGGCAUUCGUCAAUGUUAGGUGGUUCUCAAGAAGCCGAAAUUGGUGGAUAUAGAGCUCAUCCCUCAGCUGCUGGUCAUUAUGGGGGACAAUAUAGUUCUUUGUAUAGCUCUGCUUUGAGCAGUUCUCAACAGGUUCCAGCAAGUGCCAAAGGAGUAGGACCAUCAACUUUGGAAUCUCGCAGUGGCUAUGCAUCAGCUAUGCCUGAGUCACCUAAGUUUACUUCAAGCGACUUUGUCUCAUCAUCAACACAUGGAUAUGGUCAAAAAGGCGAUCAGUUUUUUUCAGAGAAGCUUUCUGAUUAUCCAUCUAUGGAGAGGCGGCAAUAUGGUGAGCGACAGAGUGCCUAUGUAGGAGGGAGGGAAUUGCAGAGUGAAUCAAGUGGACGCUAUGCUGAUCCUGUUGGGUUUAGUCAUCAACACCAGCCUGAGAUUUAUGAUCGUGUUGAUCAGGCAUCACUUCUUCGACAAGAACAAAUGCUUAAAGCUCAAUCACUGCAAUCUACUUCUCUUGAUGGGGGUGCCAGACAAACUGAUUAUCUUGCAGCAAGGAGUGCAACUAUUCGUCAUUCAACCCAAGAUCUUAUGCCAUAUAGUGGAAGAUUGGAUGGUGAUCCUCGCAAUCUAUCGAUGCUUAGUGGUUCUUCAUAUGGUGCACAACAUGCACCCUCUAUUUUGGGGGCUGCUCCACGAAGAAAUGUGGACGAUCUCAUGUAUGCUCAAAGUUCUUCAAAUCCAGGUUAUGGAGUGAGCCUUCCUCCAGGUAGGGACUAUGCCACAGGAAAGGGACUUCAUGGCACAUCUCUUGAGCCUGAUUUUCUAUCACGUGGUGGUCAUACAAGGAUCAAUGAGCGUAAAGAUGACAGGAGUGCAUAUGUUCGAGAGCUUGAGCUAAGGGAGGAGGAACGACGUAGAGAGCAUUUUCGUGAGAGAGAGAAAGACAGAGAAAGGGAAAAAGAACGAGAACGUGAACGAGAAAGGGAAAGAGAAAGAGAAAGGGAAAGGGAAAAGGAAAGGGAAAGAGAACGUGAAAGGAAACGCAUUUUCGAACGGCGGGAAAAGGAGAGAGAACGAGAGCGCAAACGUGCAGCUGAAGUUAAGCGUGAACGAACUCCACUAAGGAUCUCUAAGGACCGCCGUGGAUCCUCUUUGGUGAAGGAUGAAAGAUCAAUACGACGAGAAUCUCCACGUCAUGAAGCAUUGCAUAGGCGUCAUACACCUGUUAAAGAAAAACGGAGAGAAUAUGCCUGCAAGGUUUACUCAUCCAGUUUGGUAGAUAUUGAGAGGGACUAUUUGUCCGUGGAUAAGCGUUAUCCCAAACUUUUCAUAUCUCCAGAGUUCUCUAAGGUUGUUGUGAACUGGCCCAAGGGAAACCUUAAACUUUCUUUCAAUACUCCUGUCAGUUUUGAGCAUGAUUUUGUUGAAGAAGAGAGUUUCCCUGAACAGAAAGAGGUAUCUACCAAGCAGUUGGCUGAAGAACCUGUAGAAUCAAAACAAGGAAGUACAGUGUGGAAUGCAAAGAUGAUCUUGAUGAGUGGACUCAGCAGGAAUGCUCUGGAGGAUCUGUCAUCUGAAAAAAGCCAUGAUGACCGCAUACCUCAUAUUUGCAAUAUCCUUAGGUUUGCUGUUCUUAAAAAGGACCGUUCAUUUAUGGCAAUUGGAGGCCCAUGGGAUGUUGCUGAUGGAGGAGAUCCUUCAGUUGAUGACGACUCAUUGGUUCAAACAAUUCUUAGAUAUGCAAAGGAUGUGACUCAACUUGAUUUGGAGAACUGCCAGAAUUGGAACCGUUUCCUUGAGAUACACUAUGAUAGAAUUGGCGAGGAUGGAUUCUUUAGCCAUAAAGAGGUCACUGUACUGUUUGUUCCUGAUUUAUCAGGGUGUCUCCCUUCAUUAGAUACAUGGCGAGACCAAUGGCUUGCACACAAGAAGGCUGUUGCUGAGAGAACGUGCCAACUUUCUUUGAAAAGAGAGAAAUCUAAAGAGAAGAAGGAAGGGCUGAAAGAUAAGGAAAUUGAUUCUACAAAAGCAGUUAAACAAGUAGACAAAUCAGCAAAAACAAAAGAUUCUGCAUCCUCUGGACAGGCAGAUGUUAACAAAAAAGAGAAAAAUGGGAGUCAACCAAAAGGUGAUGAAGCUGAUAAAGAAGGCAAUGGAAAUAGUGAUACAAAUGUUGUGAAAAAAGAUGUGGUUGAAAUGAGUCAGGAUGGCAAAAAUAUAGAGAAAAAGGAAUCAGGAGGAACUGCUGGUUCUCAGACAUCAGGCAAUGCAAAAUCUGGGAAGAAGAAAAUUGUAAAAAAGGUUGUAAAACAGAAGGUUGCUGAUAAGAAAGCUGGUACAGAGAACACAGAAAAUGAAGAAAAUGAUAAGCUGGAUGACAAGGAUGUAGGGGAGAAGAAUGCAAAAUUGGAAACCAAAAGCCAACAGCAGGAACCUUCUGCUGAUCCCAGUGUCAAAACUUUUAUAAGGAAAAAAGUUGGGAAAAAGGUCACGGAGGGCAAAACCACCCAGGAUGAAAGCGUGCAACCUGAGGUAAAAAUUGAGAAUGAGGCACAAUGUUCUGAAGAUAAAAGUGAGAUUAAGUCAGAUCCAAGCAUUGCUGCUUCAGUGCAAGGGACUGGUGUGAAAACAACUAUAAAGAAGAAAAUCAUCAAGAGAAUACCCAAAAGAAAGGUCACUGGUGGAGUAGGGACCAAUAUUGCGUCUGCUGAAAGCAAAAAAGAUGAUGAUAAUGAUGAGAAAAAGGUAGUUCAACAAGGGACUGAAACCAAAGAUGUGUCAGAGCAAACAGUAGAAGCAGGCAACCCAGUUUGUGAGCCUAAGAUAUUAGAGAAGAAAAUGACACCUAAAACAAAGUCAAAAACAGCAACCUUCAGCAAGCAAGAUGAGAAAACUGGCUCUGGGACUAAAGUUGAAAUUAAGUCAAAAACAGCAACCUUCAGCAAGCAAGAUGAGAAAAUUGGCUCUGGAACCAAAGUUGAAAUUGAGGCUGAGAAGCAAAAAGUUCCUCAGAAGGAUAGUCAGAAUGGCAAUAGAGACAAAUCAAAAGAUCAAGAAAAGUUAAAAGAUGAAAAAGAGAAAAAAGAGAAAGAUGGGAAAUAUGAUUCUCGGGGCAACAAACCUGAUAAAGAGGCAAAAGAGAAGAAAAAUCUUGAAGAGCCUCCAAGGCACCCUGGAUUGCUUCUACAGACAAAAUGGAGCAAGGACUCUAAACUGCGUUCAUUGUCCCUUUCACUGGAUUCGCUCUUGGGUUACACUGACAAAGAUAUUGAGGAACCAACAUUCGAGCUUUCAUUAUUUGCUGAAACGCUAUAUGAAAUGCUUCAGUAUCAAAUGGGUUGUCGUCUUUUAACAUUUCUCCAGAAACUGCGUAUAAAAUUUGUGAUGAAAAGAAAUCAACGGAAAAGACAAUGGGAAGAAACCUCAGAGAAGGGCAGUGACAAAAGAUCAUCAACAAAGCGUCAAAAGAUUGCCGAGCCCUCCAUGGGAAUGAAAUCUACUGAAUCUGAAAUGCUGGAUGCAGCUCAUCCAAAUGAUGAAAAACCUGCAACCAAGGGCAAGAGUACAUCUGUUGAUGUGGUAAAAUUAGAAAAGCCAAAAGAGGAAGGGGUUGAAUCAGAAAGGCUGGAAGAUGAAGGGGUAGAAAUGGAAAAACUAGAUGAUGAAACCGAUUACGAUGAAGAUCCAGAGGAGGAUCCCGAGGAGGAGCCAAUGGAAGAUGAAGAAAUGCAGGAUGCAAACCCUCAAGAUGAGAAUAAUGAAGAGCUAAAUAUACAGAAUAAUGAAGGGGAGGCAAAGGCCAGUGGGGAUACUGAGCCUGAAAAAGUGGCAGGGAUGGGAAAGGAAGAAGCUGAGGAAUUUGGUAAGGAGAAAACUAACAAUAAAACUUCAGGAACAAAUGAAGGGACAAAUCUUGGAGAAGAGAGGAAAGAAGCUCCUGUCAUUAAUAAGGUGGCUGUUGACAAGGAGCUGCUGCAGGCUUUCAGGUUUUUUGACCGGAACCGAGUGGGCUACAUUAGGGUGGAAGAUAUGAGGUUGAUUGUUCACAACCUUGGGAACUUCCUGUCUCACAGGGAUGUAAAGGAACUUGUGCAAAGUGCACUCUUAGAGAGCAACACUGGAAGGGAUGAUCGCAUUCUUUACAAUAAGCUGGUGAGAAUGUCCAACAUUUGAGGGUGACUAGAAGAAUCUUUUAUAUCAAGAUUUAGAGAACUCAGACAUUUCCCCUUUAGGAUCAUGAAAGGACAUGAAUUUAUAUAUUUUGUACUUUUCAGCUAUGGUUUAACACAUAUUUUUGGUUUUUGCCAUUGAAUUAUAUCUUUAUUUCCUUCUCAGCAGAAUGUACUAGGUGGGCAAGUUUUUAAUAAGCAAAACUUUAUGGUCGUUUCUCCAGCA